UGAGAUGAGAUGAGAUGUCGUUCCCACGUUGUUCAGCCUGUGAGAUCUGAAUGCCUUGAGAGAAUGAUCUGACGUGUUGACUUUUAACCGAUCUUGUUGCUGGAUGCUGGAUUACGGACUCUGGACAGUGCGCAUGCGCAGAUGGCCAACGCCAGCGAUCCCGGGGAAAGCAACAAGCCCUCUCUCCAGGACUAUGCCAUCACUCCUCCUGCUGUGAAACUGGCCUUCCUCGGCCUCAUUGCAGGGGCCAGUUUGUUGGGAAAUGUCCUGAUCUCCUUUCUGGUGGUUAAGGAUCGGUCUCUUCACAAAGCACCCUAUUAUUUUCUGGUCGAUCUGUGCCUGGGCGACCUAGCGCGCUCAGCAUCAUGCUUCCCGUUCAUGAUGGCGUCCGUGGCACGUGGCUCGACGUGGCCUUACGGGGCUAUGAGCUGCAAAGCCGUGGCUUUUCUGUCCGCUCUGUUCUGCUUCCACGCCGCCUUCAUGUUGUUCGGUGUGAGCGUAACACGCUAUAUGGCUAUCGCUCAUCACCACUUCUAUGCCAAGCGGGUGACAUCGUGGACGUGCGCCGCUGUCACCGGGGUUUCCUGGAUUCUGGCAGCGGCCAUGGCCUUGCCACCUGUGUUUGACAUGAACACGUACAGAUUCGUGCACGAGGAGGAACAGUGCAUGUUUGAGCAACGUCACGCAAGGGUCAACGCCACACUGGGGUUCACACUGAUGUUGGCUGUGGUGGUUGGAGCCACGCAUGCAGUGUAUGUCAAGAUGCUGUGCUUUGUGUAUGACCACCGCAAGAUGAAGCCAGCCCAGUUAAUCCCAGCUGUCAGCCACAACUGGACGUUUCAUGGACCUGGAGCAACUGGUCAAGCCGCUGCUAACUGGAUCGCUGGAUUCGGACACGGCCCGACACCUCCCACUCUAGUGGGCAUCAGGCAGGUUGCGCACAGCGCCAAUAGAAGGCUGCUUGUCCUGGAUGAAUUCAAGAUGGAGAAGCGAAUUGGGAAAAUGUACUGUAUGAUAACGCUGGCAUUCCUGCUGCUCUGGGCACCGUACAAUGUGUUGUCUUAUGCACAUGUCUUGAUGAAGGAUAGCGGCUUGCCACGGGGAUACGUGAGUGCUGCAGUGUGGCUCACUUUCGCUCAGGCAGCCAUCAAUCCACUCAUUUGCUUUGUUUUCAACAAGGAGCUCAGGACACGAUGCCGAGCAUGUUUCUCUUCCUGCUUGAGUAGUCCUACACAAACGCCCAUGGAGCCAUAUUGUGUGAUCUAAAGCUAGUUCGCAGUCUACGCCUACAUUUUUCUUCUAUUAAAAGAUUCUGAAGGAAUGCUGAUGAGCCUAAUUAAAAAAAAGACUUCACAAGACCAAAAGAGAGCUGUAAUGAACCAUUUUGACGAAAACAGGUUUUCUGUAAUGAGUUGUAAAUAAUUACAGUGUGUGCCAUAAUAGGCAAAUAAUCAUUGAUCAGGUGGUGUGACGCAUUACCACUUUCUGAUUACAAUACUUUUUUCUUAUUAUUUUCAUUCCAAAGUGUUUUAUUUUUCUUAUACUGUACCACAUCAAUUUUCGAAUGGUUGUAAUUUGCCAUUUAUGACA
Messenger RNA from Clarias gariepinus (North African catfish), 1590 nucleotides. It is a transcript of the gene gpr27, whose product is annotated as G protein-coupled receptor 27. The transcript has a single exon. Gene Ontology annotation, biological process: G protein-coupled receptor signaling pathway. Bases 142 to 1266 code for a protein of 374 amino acids. The record is from RefSeq and is a predicted model, not a curated record. Gene Ontology annotation, cellular component: plasma membrane. NCBI's taxonomy places the organism in Eukaryota, Metazoa, Chordata, Actinopteri, Siluriformes, Clariidae. Gene Ontology annotation, molecular function: G protein-coupled receptor activity.